Molecule: messenger RNA, 507 nt
Organism: Thlaspi arvense
Lineage: Eukaryota; Viridiplantae; Streptophyta; Magnoliopsida; Brassicales; Brassicaceae
Source: the annotation of a GenBank genome assembly
AUGGCAUUUCUGAGUAUGGAGUAUAACAUGAAUGAGGAAAGCUUAAGAGAAGCUUUCAGCAAAUACGGUGAAGUCGUCGAAACUAGGGUUAUUUUGGAUCGUGAAACUGGUAGGUCCAGGGGUUUUGGAUUCGUUACAUUCACCUCUGCAGAGGCGGCCUCUAGUGCUAUCCAGGCUUUGGAUGGCCAGGGUUCAAGUGUAAGUGCAGGUGCUGUUGGUGGCUAUGAUGCUAGUGCAGGUGCUGUUGGUGGCUAUGACGCAAGUGCAGGUGCUGGAAGUGGCAAUACUUACGGUAGUCACAAUGGUGGAUUCGCUGGAGACAACCAAUUUGGAGGAAACCAAGUUGGCAACAGCCCUCAGUUCGGUGGUGACAAUACUCAGUUUGGUGUUGGUGGCCAAUUUGGCGGCGAGGCUCAGUUUGGAGGCAUGGAGAAUACUGAGAUGAAGACGGAGAAUGGACCAGUGGGAGAUUUUGAAGAUAACACUGAUGUUGCAAAUAGAGCUUGA